Molecule: messenger RNA, 835 nt
Organism: Brassica oleracea var. oleracea
Lineage: Eukaryota; Viridiplantae; Streptophyta; Magnoliopsida; Brassicales; Brassicaceae
Exons: 1
Coding region: 127-690 (187 amino acids)
Source: RefSeq, a predicted model, not a curated record
UCAUAAAGAUUCUCAAAGAAAACCUUCAUCUUAAACCCUUCUCCGUCUUGUGUAUACUUCCCUCAGAUUCCAUACUUAAAAUUGUACACACAAUUAUAACUAGUUAUCAUUCUAGUUUCUGUGACAAUGGGUAAUUGCGUAUGCAAAGGCAGUGGUGGUUCAAGAAAGUUAUACGAUAAAGAUGAUUUAUUAAUUAGAGUUGUGACUCCAAACGGCGGCGUCAUGGAGCUUCAUCCUCCAAUCUUCGCUGACUUUAUAACCAACGAAUUUCCCGGCCAUGUCAUCCAUGACACCUUAAGCAUCCGCCACUCAUCUCCGCCGCUUUUACACGGAGAAGAGCUCUUUCCCGGUAACAUAUACUACCUCCUCCCUUUUUCUUCCUCCACAGCCUCAACAGUUCAACAACACUACACCGAAUUAGCAACGCCGUACAGAAUGUCUUUCGGGAAAACGCCGGUGAAGGCGGCUGCCAGUGGCGGCGGCGGAGGUAGUAGUGGGGUGUGGAAAGUGAGGCUUGUGAUAAGUCCGGAGCAGUUGGCGGAAAUUCUUGCGGAGGAUGUGGAAACAGAAGCGUUUGUGGAAAGUGUGAGAACGGUGGCAAAGUGUGGUGGUCAGGGCGGCGGAGCUAACUGGAGAGCGAAUUCAGACCAGUUAAGCAUUACGAGUAGUUUCAAAGGCCAGUUAAGGUAAACUUUCGAAUAUGUGUAAACUAAAGUUUAUGUAAUUCUUGUAUGUUAAUUAUCUUUUAAUUUGUUUCAUGGUUUUAGCAUUUAAAUGAUGUUUAUCACGUUCGUAUUUGUUUGAAGAAUUACCAGUUUAUCAACGUAAAAAUAUU